This is a messenger RNA of Antrostomus carolinensis (chuck-will's-widow), 2392 nucleotides long. It is a transcript of the gene FBXO30, whose product is annotated as F-box protein 30. The transcript is spliced from 3 exons. Gene Ontology annotation, molecular function: ubiquitin protein ligase activity; zinc ion binding; protein binding. The record is from RefSeq and is a predicted model, not a curated record. The coding region runs from base 122 to 2392 and encodes 756 amino acids. NCBI's taxonomy places the organism in Eukaryota, Metazoa, Chordata, Aves, Caprimulgiformes, Caprimulgidae.
AGUCUGCAGCAGUCGAGGAGUCACACUGAGUUCAAGUUCAGAAGUGCUUUACACAUGAAAUCUACUGGCUCUCUAGCUGAUUCUGCCCUGUCACCAUCUCCACAGAAUUGGAUUUACAGUCAUGGAGGAACAUCAGCAACAUUUACACUGUGUGAACUGUGUCAGCCGUCGUUGUAUGACCAGACCAGAGCCUGGCAUUUCCUGUGAUUUGGUUGGCUGCCCCUUGGUUUGUGGAGCAGUUUUUCAUUCAUGUAAAGCUGAGGAGCAUCGCAUGUUAUGUCCACUUGAAAGAGUGCCUUGUUUGAAUAGUGGCUUUGGAUGUCCUUUCAUAGUAGCCCGAAAUAAAAUCGCUGAUCAUCUAGAAGUUUGUCCUGCAAGUGUGGUGUGUUGUACUAUGGAGUGGAAUAGAUGGCCAGUCAGUUACGCAGACCGAAAAUCUUACGAAAAUCUGAGUAAAGAUGUUGAUGAAGUGGAACAGCUAGACAUGGCUUUAGCUCUUCAAGACCAGCGCAUGUUAUUAGAAUCACUUAAAGUAGCAACUAUGAUGUCAAAAGCAGGUGAUCAAAUACCAGAAUCCAGAGAGCAAACCUCUGUCAAAUCAAGUGCCCCAGAUACAGUGCAUUCAAAUGGCUUGAUGCCUGUAGAUGAAGAGUCCUAUGGUGCACUUUAUCAAGCUACUGUAGAAACAACAAGGAGUUUAGCUGCUGCUCUGGAUAUCCUGAACACUGCUACAAGGGACAUUAACAUGUUAAGUUCAAGGCUCUGCAUUUCACCACAUGAAAUGAAAGAAGAUACUGAGAUUAAAGAACAAGCUUCUAAUGGCAUUAUUCAGGAUAAAAAGUCUGACCAUGAAUAUCCAGAUGAAGACAACAUAGGAGCAGUUGGGGGAAUUAACUUUGAUAGUCUGAGUCAAAAUUCACAAAUGGAGCAAAAUGGUUCUAGUGAUAUUUGUUAUGAUGUGGUGCAAAAACAUGACUUGAAUCUAAACCUCAAUAACUCCUCAGUUUUGUGUAAUGGCUUUCAUGUAGAAAAUGAAUGUUCAAAGGUGUUGGACCAGAGUGAAGAUCUUGGUGCACCAUCCAGUGUAGCAAAUGGUGAAUGUACUGCAUCUCAUGAGGAUGAAGCAUUACAGUCCUGCAGUUCCUUCCCUGUAACGGCACAACUUAAAGAAGUAUUGCCAGCUGAUCACUUAGUUAAUGGCAAUGUUAAUCAUGUCCUACUUCCCCAUAAUGCUAUCGAAGAAGAAAUGUUGGAGAGACAAGUGGAGCAAGAAAGGUUGAGAAACGUAGAUGCGUUUUCACUUCUACGGCAUCGAUCAUACAAAUUCCUUGUUAACCACUAUUGGUCUACACCAAAAGAAGACAAAGCUGUUGAUACGUCCGAUUUGGAGAUAACAGAAGAUCCUAUGGGUCUUCAGGGGAUUGAUCUAAUCACUGCAGCUCUGUUGUUUUGCCUAGGAGACUCUCCCGGAGGUAGGGGGAUAUCAGAAAGUCGCACUGUCGAUGUGUAUCACGUUGACUUUGGGACCCAAACAUUUUCUCUCCCAUCUGCUAUACUGGCCACAAAUACAAUGGUGGGGGAAAUAGCUUCAGCUUCUGCAUGUGAUCAUGCCAACCCGCAGCUCUCAAAUCCAAGUCCAUUCCAGACCCUGGGACUGGAUUUGGUAUUGGAAUACGUGGCUAAAUACCAAACAAACCAGCAUUCAAUGUUUACAUUUGUUUGUGGACAGUUGUUUAGGAGGAAUGAAUUUUCAUCGCAUUUUAAGAAUGUGCAUGGUGACAUUCAUGCCGGCCUUAAUGGCUGGAUGGAGCAGAGGUGUCCUUUGGCAUAUUAUGGGUGUACAUAUUCUCAACGAAGGUUUUGCCCUUCAACACAAGGGGCAAAAAUUAUUCAUGACCGCCACUUACGGUCGUUUGGAGUUCAGCCGUGUAUAUCCACAGUAUUAGUAGAACCAGCAAAAAGCUGCUUAAUUGGACUACACAAUGACCAUCUGAGUAGUCUACCUUUUGAGGUUCUGCAGCACAUUGCUAGUUUUCUAGAUGGCUUUAGUUUAUGUCAGCUUUCAAGAGUGUCACGUUUAAUGAGAGAUGUGUGUGGGAGCUUGCUUCAAGCACGUGGAAUGGUGAUACUCCUUUGGGAGAAGAGAAAGUACCCAGAUGGAAGUUCUUCUUGGCAGAUAAAAGAAAAGGUUUGGCGCUUCAGCACGGCCUUUUGUACUGUGAAUGAGUGGAAAUUUGCUGACAUCGUAAGCAUGGCUGACCACUUGAAGAAAUGUAGCUAUAAUGCUGUAGAGAGAAGAGAGGAGGCUGUUCCACUGCCAUGUAUGUGUGUAACACGAGAACUCACUAAAGAAGGACGUUCACUGCGCUCUGUUUUGAAACCAGUACUUUAA